This is a messenger RNA of Eimeria acervulina, 3837 nucleotides long. RefSeq lists its product as hypothetical. The record is from RefSeq and is a predicted model, not a curated record. The coding region runs from base 1 to 3837 and encodes 1278 amino acids. NCBI's taxonomy places the organism in Eukaryota, Apicomplexa, Conoidasida, Eucoccidiorida, Eimeriidae. Gene Ontology annotation, cellular component: nucleus. The transcript is spliced from 3 exons. Gene Ontology annotation, molecular function: protein binding.
AUGUGGGCGCUGCCCCCUCAGCUGCCCGCAGGCGGCCGCUCGCUGGGGGUCUUCGACUUAGGCGAAUUUAACUCAUGGAGGCUGCAGCAGCCUUGCGAGAAGCUGCUGCCUCAGCAGCAGCAGCAGCAGCAGCAGCAGCAGCAGCAGGUACAAAGGCGCCCCGAGGGGGAGCUCUGCUGCUGCGGCAGGGUCCUUGCUGCUGCUUUCGAAGUGGGGGCCCCCGCUGGCUGUUCUUUUUCUAUGGAGGAUCUUGAUGAGGCAGCUGAGACAGUGCAGCAGCAGCAGCAGCAGCAACGGCGACUGCUGCUGCUGCAGAGCUGCUGCAGCAACUCUGCAGCACCCUACGAUCCACUCGCCUUUCCUACACUUGCCAGCAGCAGCACAGACAGCUACAGCAGCAGCACAGACAGCUACAGCAGCAGCAGCAGCAGCAGCAGCGGCUGUGGGGUGGGAGGAUACUCAUCUGUUUUGAGGGGCCCCCUAGGGGCCCCCUUUGGCCCUAACGGUAGCAGACGUUGGAGGACAGAGGCAGCAGCCACAGCAGCAGCAGCAGCAGCACCUGCUGCUGCUGCUGCUGCUGCUGCUAUUUCCCCUGUUAAUGGGGGGCCUCGAGGAUAUACAUACUUGUCUUCUUCUUCUCGUUCACAGUUUAAUCCAGAUAGGGGGGCCCCCUGGGGGCCCCCCUUUCAUCGGGGCCCCCCUCUUGGGGGCCCCCAGCUUGGGGGCCCCCCUCAUGGGGGCCCCCCUUCAUGGGGGACCCCUUGGGGGCCCCCACGGGGGCCCCUGCGUUCAUUAGAUUUGCCUGGGGCCCUGCAGCACCCACGGCUGCAGCAGCCGCUUCAUUGGGCCCCUCAUUCUCAGCAGCUAAUAACAGCGCUGCUGUCUGCUGUUUAUUUUGCUGCUACAGAUAAACAGUGUGCCCCCAUAACGGAGCCCGCCCCCCUUUGGCCUUCUACAGCGACGCAGCAGCAGCAGCAGCAGCAGCAACACCAGCAGCAGCAGCAGCAGCAUGGGAGCCUGCAGCAGCAGCAGCACCUCCAUCACCGUGCUUCUGCUGCUGCAGCACACUCCCCCAACGGCCUGCACCCAAGCCAUUACCUGCAACAAUCACCGCAGCAGCAGCAGCAGCAACAGGAGCAGCAGCAGGAGAUGCUUAUAGGGUCGGGGGCCUCCUUUAGGCUGACAGAGGGGGGCCCCCUGGGCCCUAAUAUUGAUGUUGCAGCAGCAGAGGGCGCGCUGCUGUCUCCUGCUGCUGCAGUGUCUCCACAAGGAGACACUGCAGCAGAACAGCUCGUUACUUGUCUUCAGUUUGCUGCUGCUAAUGAAGCAUUCUUAGCAUUAGGUUUUGCUUCCGGUGCUGUGCAGCUUUGGCUGCUGCCCCCUACCCUUGGGGGGGGCCCCCAUCAAGGGGCCCCCGUCUCAGAAGAGGCCCCUGCUGCUGCGUUUUGCGUUGCUGCUGUUGCUGCACAUACACCUGGUGUCUCUCCCUGCGGCACCGAGCAGCGCAGCACCCUCCUGGAGGCGUUGGCCGAGCUGCAGCAGCAGCAGCAGCAACAGCAGCAGCAGCAGCAGCAGCACUGUACUCACUGCUGCUGCUGGGAAGGCCUCAAGGGGGCCCCUGAGGUCUCUGCCCUAGCUUGGCACCCGAAGGAGCUGCUGCUUGCUGCUGCGCAUGCAGACGGAAGAGUUGAGCUGUGGCGGGUGGACGUACACCCCACAGCAGCAGCAACAGCAGCAACUAGCGCAGGAGGAGCAGCAGCUGCUGCUGUUGCUGCUGCUGCUGCUGCUGCUGCAGCAGCUGCUGCUGCAGGCGGCGUGACAAUGCAGCACCUUCACUCGUUUCUUUUUUGCUGCUCCCCCUCUCCGUCUCCUUUUAAUAGCUGCUUAGAGUUGCUAUCUAGGGGCCCAGCAGAGAGACAGAGUAAUGCUGAUAUCUCUGAUAUGCUGCUGCAUUCGCCUGCCUGCUUGGUGUGGGGCCCCGAAGGAGACACUCUUGUUGUUGGCAGCAGGGAGGGGGCCCUCCUCUUGUGGUCUCUCGACACCCUCAAGCAGUACCGCCGGGCCGCUGCUGCUGCUGCUGCUGCUGCUGAUGGUGCAGCAGCAACAGCAGCAGCAGCAGCAGAAGCGGGGCAGGGCUCGUGUAUCUCUUUAAGUCGGGCUUCCGAUGGGGGGGCCCCUCUACAGGCAGCAGACGAGGGGCCCUGUCUCCAUUGUCUGAACUUUGCUGGCCCUUCAACAGACGCGCUGGGGGCCCCCGGGGGGCCCCAGGGGGGGCCCCCUGGGGGGGCCCCCAAGGAGACAGGAGGCCCCCAGCUGCGAGGUGGUUCUUCUCUAAAGACAAUCAGUGAGGCCUCAACUCAACCCUCCAGUGCCUCGCCCCCAGAUACACCCCUUGGAAGAGAUGCUGGGGGAGCCCAGGCCCCGCAACAGCAGCAGCAGCAGCAGCAGCAGCAGCAACAGCAGCAACAGCAGCAGCCGCAGCAGCAGCAAGGGGCCGCUGCUGCAGCGUCUAGACUUGAGAGCACAGGAGGCGUGAACUUCGAUCCCGAUCCCCUGGGAUCGGGAUCGAUCCCAAGAGGGCCCCCUGUGGGUCUUCGGGGCCCUCGCAGCAGAGGGGCCCCCCUCAGGCUGCUGCAGUCUUUCUUACCCCACAAUGGGGGCCUCCAAAUGUUUAUACAACCCCCUCAAGGAGCAGCAGGCAGCUUCCCGCUCCCUGCAGAGCCCCAGGGGGCCCCCAAUACCCUGGGGGCCCCCAGUACCCUGGGGGGCCCCAGUACCCUGGGGGCCCCCAGGGUUCUUGUGUGCGGUAGUUGGCAGCUUGGGGUUUGUUCGGUUGUUGUUGGGGCCCACGGAGGGCGCGUGCGGUGUCUCUCCUUCUGCAUGCAUGACCACAGAGUGCUGCUGUCUUCAGGGGACACUGCAGCGCGCGCUGCAGCAGCUGCUCCAGCAGCAGCAACUGCAGCAGCAGCAGCAGCAGGGGGAUCGGGGGGCAGCAGCCGCUUAAAGCUCUGGGCUCGUAAUGGGGAGAGCCUCAGCCCCACCCCUUUAUUAGAUAUCUACUUCGAAGGCUACGUAACGUCUAUGUUGUGGAGUCGGCUUACUGGGGAGCUGCUGCUGACCCACAGCUGGAGGAGGCCCUCAGGGGGGGGCCCCCAUGGGGCCCCCAGCAGCAGGUUGGGGCCCCCCUCAAAGACCAGGGGCCUCGGGCACAAAGGCAAGGGAGGUGUGACUGUGUGGCGCUACUCUGGAGACUGCGGAAAGAGCAGCAUUGGGGCCCUGCAGCAGCAGCAGCAGCAGCAGCAGCAGCAGCAGCAGCAGCAGCGGCAGCAGCAUGAUGAGUGGGGGACGGGGUGGUGUGGGGCCCCAGGGGCCCCACCUGAAUGUUCAUCUCUGCUGCAGCCUUUAUUAGUGAAGGUGGGGGGGUUUGGGGAGAGGCCAGUGCGGCGCGACAGCAGCAGCAGCAGCAGCAACAACAGCCGCAGCAGCCACAGCAGCAGCAGCAACAACGCGCAUAGCCCGAGAUCUGCAGCAGCAACAGAAAGCUUGCUUCCUAGUGUCUCUUUGCUGUCUCCUUUGUGGUAUGCUGGGUCUCAGAGGCCGUUCUCAACUCCUUAUAGCGGGAGUAGGGGGGCCCCAACUAGGGUAUGGGGGGCCCCCCCAGCAGCAGAGGGGCCCCCAGAGCAGCAGCAAGAAGCAGCAGAUGCUUACAGUGAAGCAGAUAAUGCUGCUUGUCUUGUACAGAGUGCGGAUGGCUCUGUUAUACUAUACUGGUCUCUCCCUGCUGAGGUUAUUGUUGUGUGGGGCCUCAGAUCAGCAGGGGGGGGCCCCCAACCCUGA